UGGGACCGAGUCAAAAGCUUUUUGGAAAUCCAAAUAUAUACAAUCAAUGUUUUUCUUAUUCUCUAUAGCAUCAGAAAAAUCAUUUAUUGUUGUAAUUAGCUGCGAUGUUGUUGAUCUAUUUCUAAGGAACCCGAAUUGAUGUUCGGAAAUUAAUUUAUGACGGUACAUAAAAUCAUAUAUUUUGUUUGCUAUAAUUUUCUCCAUAACCCGACAAAUGGCACAAGUAAGAGAUAUCGGACGAUAGUUUUCCGGAUUAUUUCUUUCUCCUUUUUUAAAUAUUGGUACAACUAUAGAGUGUUUCCAUAUUUUAGGUAUAGAACCAGAAUCCAUUGAUGCCCGGAAGAUUUCAGCUAAAUAAGGGGCUAUUGAAAGCCAACAAUUUUUAAGAUAUUUAUAAGAUACACCAUCUGGUGAAGUUCCAUGUUUAUUAGGAAGUUUGCGCAAGAUAUCCGCGAUGACUGAAGCAUCAAAUUCGAUAUCAAUUAAAAUAGGAAUGUUACCAGUAGAUGAGUUAGGUAUAGAGGGUAAGUGUGUGUUAUCAGUUAUAGGUGUAUAAUACUUGCUAAAUAAUUUUGCAAAAAUUUCUGCUUUGUUUUUGUCGUGGAUAAUAGCGUUAUUAUUAUAAGUAAGUGAUGGAAGUUCAAGGGAUUUUUUAUUUACAUAAUUUUUCAUAUAU
This is a messenger RNA of Meloidogyne enterolobii, 676 nucleotides long. The record is from the annotation of a GenBank genome assembly. Lineage: Eukaryota; Metazoa; Nematoda; Chromadorea; Rhabditida; Meloidogynidae.